GCCUCUUUCUACAAGGAGCACAACAAGGAUGACCACUCUGUCGACAUCGACCAGAAAUUCAAGUAUGACUACGAUGUACACGGCCACCCUUACCCAGUACCCGUGCCUGCGCACCCCUGGAAACGUGACCCCAGUCGCUCGCAUCCCCCUGCUACCGUGAUCGAUGGGCCUGGCGGUAUCAACAGCGGCAAUGCCGCCGCCAACCCUACGAAGAACGAGCUUGGACUGGCCUACAGCGAGACCAACAUUGACGACCAUUCCGUCGACAUUGACCAGAAGACCAACGUGGACGUUGACAACCACUGGGACUACCCCGUGCCGGUGCCUGCUUACCCUCACCACCCUCACUGGCCGCACCACCUCAAAGCGCGUCAAUUCGGAAACACGGUCAUCGACGGUCCCGGAGGCGUUGACAGGGGCAGUGAUGCCGCUAUUCCCACCAAGAAUGGCUUCGCGUUUGGUUACAGCGAAACCAACAUUGAUGACCACUCUGUUGACAUUGAUACCAAGACGGAUGUGGACAUUGACACAGACUUUCACGCGGUCCCCUACCCUGUCCACUACCACCCUCACCCCCACCAUUUCCACGGACGAGGACUCGGGGACACUGUGAUCGACGGCCCUGGGGGUGUCGAUUCGGGCAAUGGCUUUUCCGCUCCCACUGACAACGAAUUUGCGUCGUUUUAUGACGAGACAAACCUGGACGACCAUUCCUUCACUGGCAAGGCUGCCGCGGAUGUGGACAUUGACAACCACUAUCCCUACCCGUACCCCUACCCUGUCCCGGCCCACAUUCAUCACUGGAAGGCCCGCGCACACUCCUUCGUUCCUCCUUGGAAGGAUGUCACGCUCAUCGAUGGCCCUGGUGGAAUCGACACUGGCAAUGACGCCGAUCUUUCAACGACCAACACCUUCCUGUCGGACUAUGACGAGUUCAACCAAGACGACCACUCUUUCACCGGCAAGUCGGCUGCGGAUGUCGACGUCGACACCCAUGUCCCGUACCCUGUUCCCGUCCCUGCCCCUGGCCACCCUCACCACUGGAAGGCUCGCGGACACCAUGAGCCUCCGGUCACCGUUAUCGGUGGACCCAGCGGCAUCGAUACUGGCAACAGCGCUGAUCUAUCGAGCGUCAACACAGCCAUCAGCGACUAUGAUGAGUUCAACCGUGACGACCACUCGUUCGACGCCAAGGCUAAGGCCGAUUAUGAUCUUCACUACCGUCGCUCUGUCCACGCGCGUCAGUUUGGAACUGAUGUGAUCGAUGGCCCCGGAGGCAUCGAUUCUGGAAAUGGCUUCUCAGCCCCCACGAGCAACCACGCUGUCGCAGGGUACAGCGAAUACAAUGAGGAUGACCACUCGGUUGAUAUCGAUUCCAAGACUGACGUUGAUGUUGAUGGACACUUCCACCCCGUUCCACUGCCUCACCCUGUGCCGGCUCCUCACCCCGUCCCUGUUCCGCACCACCACGAGCAUCCUGGCCCUGGACCAUUCCACGAGUCCCCGGCUGCUCCGGCUCCUGCCCCUGUCGAGGCUCCUACUGGCGAAGUCCAUGUCCCUCAGGAAGCUCUCAAGCCCAACCCUGCUCCUGAGCCCGUUGUCCAGCACAACCCCCAGGGUGAGGAAACGCACCAGGCUCCUCCCUCGGGCGAGGUUCACGCGCCUGUUCCGGAGUACAACCCUCAGCCCCCCAGCCCCCAAACGGAAUCUUUUGAGCCCGCCGUGCACUCUGAACCUGCCCCUCCCCUGAAUGUGCCGAACACGCCCAACACGCCGAGCGACAACACGGAAUCGGACUUUUCCCAGCCCAUUGUGCACAGUACUCCCGAGGCGCCUGCCCCGUCUGUCCCGUCCGUGAACGAGAACAGCUACCAGCCCGCACCCCCAGCUGCCCAUAACUUCGAAUCCCAAGCUGCUCCUUCCACCUCCCUUGUACACGCUGCGCAAACCCAGCCCGACCCUGUCUUCCAUGGCAUGGCUAUCCCUUCAUCCUCUGUCGCUCACGUCGCCCUCGCUUCCACUGUGACCGUGCCCCAGGCUUCGUCUUUCGCUAAGAUCCCCGUCUACGUACCGCAGUCGUCGGCUGUCGUGCCCGCUGCUCACGGUCCCGCCUCUAGCACCGUCGUUGUUCACCCUACCGGCGUUGCCGCGUCCACUCCCAGCUCGGCUUCCUCGAGCGCUGCCAUCGCCUCGCGCGCUGAUACUGUCUUCACGGGCGGUGUUGCCCACCUCACGCCUCACGCUGGCGUCUUCUCUGUCGUGUGUGGUGUCGUUGGCCUGUUGGCCUUUGUCCUGUGA
Molecule: messenger RNA, 2298 nt
Organism: Aspergillus affinis
Lineage: Eukaryota; Fungi; Ascomycota; Eurotiomycetes; Eurotiales; Aspergillaceae
Gene: CweA
Product: putative GPI anchored protein
Exons: 1
Source: RefSeq, a predicted model, not a curated record